Talaromyces rugulosus is the source of this 1329-nucleotide messenger RNA. RefSeq lists its product as uncharacterized. Bases 1 to 1329 code for a protein of 442 amino acids. The transcript has 4 exons. The record is from RefSeq and is a predicted model, not a curated record. Gene Ontology annotation, molecular function: phosphatidate cytidylyltransferase activity. Gene Ontology annotation, cellular component: endoplasmic reticulum membrane. NCBI's taxonomy places the organism in Eukaryota, Fungi, Ascomycota, Eurotiomycetes, Eurotiales, Trichocomaceae.
AUGGGUCGAAGGAAUGUCAGGUUUCCGCACCGCUCAAACGGCGACGCGCGACGACCGAGCUUCUCAGAGAUGAGCGAUGGCCCAUCUGAUCCUGGCAGUCCAACACGGACUGGGAAUCAGGCGAAAACGGAUCCCCCGGCUGUCUCGGACUAUGAGAAGAAGAAGGCCACAUUCAUCACUCGCACAAUAUGGACGUUUGUCAUGAUUGCUGGAUUCUUCAGCGCCCUUUUGUCGGGCCACAUCUACUUGAUUGCUAUUGUGACGGCUAUUCAGAUCGUGUCCUUCAAGGAAGUCAUUGCUAUCGCCAACGUCCCUAGUAAAGAUAGGAACCUGCGCUUCACGAAAUCUCUCAACUGGUAUUUUCUGGCCACGACAAUGUACUUUCUAUACGGAGAGAGCGUGCUCUACUACUUCAAGCAUAUACUCUUGGUGGAUAAAGUGCUUCUGCCUUUUGCAACUCACCAUCGAUUCCUAAGCUUCAUGCUCUACGUUAUGGGUUUCGUUUUUUUUGUGGCUACGUUGCAAAAAGGUCACUACCGUUUCCAAUUCACCCAAUUCGCGUGGACUCAUAUGGCGCUUUACCUUAUUGUCGUCCAAGCCCAUUUCAUCAUGAACAAUAUUUUUGAGGGCAUGAUCUGGUUUUUCUUGCCAGCAUCGCUUGUCAUUACUAACGACAUUUUCGCUUACGUUUGCGGUAUCACGUUCGGACGGACACAGCUAAUCAAGCUGUCCCCGAAGAAGACUGUCGAGGGCUUUAUCGGAGCCUGGGUCUGCACCAUUAUUUUCGGCUAUUUCAUGACCAACAUCUUGGUGCGAUACAAGUACUUCAUUUGCCCCGUCACGGACCUUGGUUCCAGCAUUCUCACCGGUCUGGAAUGCACGCCGAACCCGGUCUUUAUUCCCCAGACGUACACUCUUCCCGACUGGCCCCUUUUGCCAAAAACCAUUGAUAUUGCGCCAAUGCAAUUCCACAUCCUCGUGUUUGCGACCUUUUCAUCUCUGAUCGCGCCCUUUGGAGGGUUCUUUGCGUCUGGCCUGAAGCGGACCUUUAAAAUCAAAGACUUUGGAGAAUCCAUUCCCGGACAUGGCGGCAUCACAGACCGCAUGGACUGUCAGUUUAUCAUGGGAUUUUUCUCGUUUAUGUAUUACCAUAGUUUCAUCGCCUUGCACAAGGCGAGCGUUGGAGAUGUCAUUGAGACUGCCAUUACCGGAUUGACACCGGAAGAGCAGUAUGAAGUUGUCCGUGGUCUCGGCAAGUACCUGUACAACCAGGGUAUCGUCUCGGAAAAUAUUCUUGAAUGUCUUAAUGGUGAUCUUCUGAGACGAUAG